AUGUAUACGGUACCACCAAGAAAGCCACGUGCACUUAUGCGUGAACGGAGUGAACAAGACAUUGGCAAUGCUCAAUGUCAAAAAUGUCUAGAAAAAGGUCAUUGGACUUAUCAAUGCACACGAAAACGAAAGUAUGUUGAACGUCCAUCUCGUACACAAAUUCUGGAAAAACGAAUUAAACAAAUACAAAAAGAUAAAGAAGAUGAACAAAAGAGUGCAAAUGAAUCGAAGAAAAAACAAAUGAUGAGUCAACUACAAACAAUUCAAUUCGAUAAAAAGAAAAAAGCCAAGAACGACGGCAAUGACGAUGGAAACUCAUCCGAUUCCAGUUCAAGUGGCUCAUCUUCCUCAUCCAGCAAUUCUUCAAAUAGUAGCAGCGAUAGUGAGAGCGACAAUAGCAGCAGCAGCAGCAGUAGCAGCAGCAGCGGUAGUAGUAGUAGUAGUGAUGGUGACUCAAGUGAUGAUGAAAAGUCACCUUCGGGCACGGACAACGAAUCGCCAAAAAAGAAAGCUAAAGUUUAA
Adineta ricciae is the source of this 522-nucleotide messenger RNA. The record is from the annotation of a GenBank genome assembly. Lineage: Eukaryota; Metazoa; Rotifera; Eurotatoria; Adinetida; Adinetidae.